Messenger RNA from Penicillium subrubescens, 1908 nucleotides. RefSeq lists its product as uncharacterized. The record is from RefSeq and is a predicted model, not a curated record. Gene Ontology annotation, biological process: carbohydrate metabolic process. The transcript has 2 exons. NCBI's taxonomy places the organism in Eukaryota, Fungi, Ascomycota, Eurotiomycetes, Eurotiales, Aspergillaceae. Bases 1 to 1908 code for a protein of 635 amino acids.
AUGUCCACCUGGGGAUGGCAUAACUUCAGCUUACCAACUACAGCAGGGCAAACCUCGCCCGAUGACUUCACGGGGCUUGACUGGUGGACUCAUGGGAGACUGGUCAACUACGACAUGCCCAACAAUGCUGAAAAUGACAUCUCAAACUGGUUGAUCAAGAAUCCCCAGCGACUCAAUCUGGCAAGGACUGGAGUUUCCUUUGGAGAUGUCAACGUCACCGAGGCCGAUCUGCAACACAAGAGUCAAGAACUAGACCUGUGGUCGGGAAUAAUCAACUCAUCCUUCGUCUAUAACAAUACAUCUGUUAGUGUUGAGACGGUCGCGGAUCCAGUCACCGAUACCGUCGGAAUCAGUGUGGAAUCCAAACUUUUUCAAGACAGCCUGGGAAUAUUCUUCGAUUUCCCGUACUCGGAUCUCAACAAGUUCGACGCUCCAUUCGUCGGUGUUUGGAAUGCGACGUCAAAACAUUCCACCAAAUUGACCAAAAUCAACUCCUACUCCGCUGAAAUCAAGCACACAUUGGAUGAGAAUAGCUAUUAUGUGACAAUCAACUGGGAGACCCCUGGUGCUAUCUCUGGCCCAACCGAUGGGACGCAUCGCUAUCACUUCCAGUCAACCAGUAGCCGCGUGCGCAUGACUGUCAGCUUCUCUCUCGAGCCCAGCAAACAGAGCAAAGAUCUCAAAUUCUCAGACUUGAAGCGGCAAUCCGAGUCUUGGUGGCAAUCCUACUGGUGCAAAGGAGCAUUUGUUGAUCUGUCGGCUGCCGCCACUGUUAAUAGCAGUGCCGCGGAGCUGCAACGACGUACAAUCCUCUCACAAUACCUCGUUGCCGUCAAUGAAGCAUCAUCAAAUCCGCCUCAGGAGUCGGGUCUAGUCAACAAUGGCUGGUAUGGAAAGUUCCAUCUCGAGAUGACUUUGUGGCACCUGGCACAGUUCGCCCGCUGGAAUCACUUUGACCUGUUGGAGCGCAGCGUCCCUUCAAUUUACGAGCGUCUCCUUCCUUCAAGCAUUGUUCGUGCUAAAGACCAGGGGUAUAGUGGAGCACGAUGGGGGAAGAUGACAGAUCCCACUGGCCGAUCAGCACCUGGUGAGAUCAAUGCCCUCCUAAUAUGGCAACAGCCGCACCCAAUGUAUUUUGCCGAGCUUGAGCAUCGAGCCUUCCCAGGAAAAGCGACCUUGGCUAAAUGGGAUGCCAUUCUCACUGCUUCUGCGGACUUCAUGGCUUCCUUCGCGUGGUGGAAUACGUCAACUGCUGUCUAUGACCUGGGACCGCCCAUGUACCCCGUCUCCGAAAACACUUCCCCUAACGUAACGGUCAACCCGACCUUCGAGCUGGCAUACUGGCGCUUUGGGCUGGAUAUUGCUGUGCGCUGGAAGGAACGACAGGGUCAGUCGGCUCCAAAGCUGUGGAUUCAGGUUCUCGAGAAUCUGGCUCCGCUUCCUAUUGUUGAGGACGCCUAUGCCGUAUACGAAGGCAUCCCGAACAUGUGGACCAGCAACGACACGACAAACGACCACCCAGCUAUGACUGGCAUCUACGGUCUUUUGCCGCCACCAUUAACCGGCUCGCCAAUCAAUUUGACGAUCGCACGGAAUACAGCCGAUAAGGUCAAGGAGCUUUGGGCGCUGGAGGAUUCAUAUGGCUGGGAUUUCUCGAUGUUAGCACUGAAUUCGUUACGUCUGGGUGAUGUUGAGCAGGCAGUCGCAUAUCUGCUCGAUCCGCGAUUCCAAUUUGAUGACGCUGGGUAUCCCGAGGGAGGACGUCGGGUUCCGACUCCGUACAUGCCAGAUGCUGCUUCUCUACUGCUCACAAUGGCCAUGAUGGCUGGGGGCUGGGAUGGAGCGGCAGGGGCCCACUUUCCCAAAGACUGGCCUGUGGAGGUGGACGGGUUUAGCCCUGCAAUGUGA